AUGGGAACAUUUGCAAAAGACAAGAAUGAGCUGCUUGCUCAACAAUUCCAAAUAAACUAUGAUGAUGAACCGGCUAUGUUCCGCAAAGGAUGUAGUGUUUACCGAGAGAAGGUAGAAACAGCUGUGAAGAUUGAUGACUAUGGGGAACCCAUAAAAAGACCAAGAUUGCAAGUUACAGCUGCGCAUGUUGAUAUCAUAGGGCCUGAGUUUUGGGAAAACCAUCAACACAUUCUUCGAGAAGGAAAAAAUUUGCGUUGGUUUGUAAAGAAAUCUGGCAUCAAACACAUCUUUUGUCCUUGUAAUCGGAUUGUUGUUCGCAUCAAUGCUUGCCAAUUUGAUCAGUGA
Messenger RNA from Miscanthus lutarioriparius, 345 nucleotides. The record is from the annotation of a GenBank genome assembly. NCBI's taxonomy places the organism in Eukaryota, Viridiplantae, Streptophyta, Magnoliopsida, Poales, Poaceae.